AUGGCUGCUUCAAUGAACGGUACUGCUAAACCAUUAUUUCGAAAAAGUUACUCAAUUGAGUAUGGAUAUAAACCACGAAAACGAACACUAAUUGCUGAUGCUGAAUUUGAUCGUGAGCAGCACGAUGUCGAGCAACAUAAACAUCAACCAAUAAACUAUGACGGAGAAACCAAAGAAGAAUGUACUUAUACAAUUUUAGUUACAAUUAAGAAUAAAAAAAGUGCAUCAAUACUGAAUUUAAUUAGUGUGUUUAAUCGAGAUGGACUAAACGUACAACAUAUGGAAACACGUCCGACUGCCUCGUCACCUACUAAAACCGAGUCACCCAUUGGACUUGAUGUUUUUAUGGAAGUUAUAUGUACGGAUAAAGUUAUGGAUGAUCUCAAACGAGAUUUAUUUCAAUCCGAUUCGAAAUUUAUUGUAAAAAAUAUCAAGACUCAUGCGCCUGUAUCAAAUAAAGAAUCAAAUAAAAUCAAUCAUGAAAACGGUACAACUGAUAUCAUCUGGUUUCCAAUGUCUAUAUGGGAACUAGAUCGAUGUCAUCAUUUACAUACGGACUAUCAACCUGAUAUGGACUCACGUCAUCCUGGUUUUUCCGAUAAAGCAUAUCGAGCACGACGUGAGCACAUUGCUGGAGUAGCAUUCAGUUUUCGACAUGGUGAUGCUAUACCAAAAGUAGAAUACACGCCGGAUGAAAUUAAAACAUGGGGACUCAUUUAUCGACAAUUAUCUAAACUGUAUCCAACAGCUGCAUGUAAACAACAUAUUCAUGUACUUGAAAUAUUAGAAAAAGAAGGUGGCUUUUCGGAAAAAGUGAUUCCACAAUUAGAAGAUGUAUCACGUUUUAUGAGAAAACGAUCUGGUUUUCAAUUACGUCCUUGUGCAGGUCUGCUAUCUGCUCGAGAUUUUCUGGCUAGUUUAGCAUUUCGAGUAUUUCAAUGUACACAAUAUAUUCGGCAUCCAUCAUCUCCACUUCAUUCGCCUGAGCCAGAUGUUGUGCAUGAACUUCUUGGCCAUGUUCCACUUCUAUCGGAUCCAAAUUUUGCCCAAUUUUCGCAAGAUAUUGGUUUAGCUUCGUUAGGUGUUAGUGAUGAUGACAUAGUAAAACUUUCAACACUCUAUUGGUUUACUAUUGAAUUUGGUUUAUGCCGUGAAAAUGGACAAAUUAAGGCAUACGGCGCAGGUCUUCUUUCAUCAUUUGGUGAACUUCAACAUGCUUUAUCGCCAACACCUCAAAUCAAACCAUUUGAACCAGAAACCACCGUUAUACAAGAAUAUCAAGAUGAAGAUUAUCAACAGAUUUAUUUCCUAGCUGAAACCUUUGAAGAUGCAAAAGAAAAAUUACGCAUUUAUGCUAAGUCUUUAAAGCGUCCAUAUGAGUUGGUCUAUGACGCACAUACACAAUCCUUACGUAUUCUGGAUAAUAUUAAAGUUAUUCAUGAUCUUAGUACUAAACUUAAACUUGACAUGGAUGUGCUUGAACAUGCACUUGAUCGUCUUCAUACAAAUGGUAUUAACUUUAAAAUCAUUUCAUAA
Molecule: messenger RNA, 1536 nt
Organism: Rotaria socialis
Lineage: Eukaryota; Metazoa; Rotifera; Eurotatoria; Philodinida; Philodinidae
Source: the annotation of a GenBank genome assembly